This is a messenger RNA of Silurus meridionalis, 3158 nucleotides long. It is a transcript of the gene bnip3la, whose product is annotated as BCL2 interacting protein 3 like a. Gene Ontology annotation, biological process: positive regulation of apoptotic process; defense response to virus; mitochondrial outer membrane permeabilization. The record is from RefSeq and is a predicted model, not a curated record. NCBI's taxonomy places the organism in Eukaryota, Metazoa, Chordata, Actinopteri, Siluriformes, Siluridae. Gene Ontology annotation, cellular component: mitochondrial envelope; mitochondrial outer membrane; nucleus. The transcript has 6 exons. The coding region runs from base 16 to 837 and encodes 273 amino acids.
UGCAGUAAACCCGUGAUGACGUUGCAGUGCAGGUGGGGCCGCGAGGGCUCGCACGGCGUUUGCGCGUUCCCGAGAGCGUACACGAGCCGCCGUGUUGACGGACCAGAUCAGUGCAGGAGAGGCGACAUGUCUGCUACUGGCGCCGUGCAGCAGAACAACAAUGAAGAGCCAGGCCUAAACGGGUCCUGGGUGGAGUUGGAGCUAAAUGGGAACAUGGCAUCUGGAAGGCAGCAGCUGAUCCCAAGCCUGGCUGUCUCUGAGGACAACAGGAACCACGGUGAAACGGAGCCUCCACAAUCCCUACAGGUGGUGCAAGAAGUUGAGGAAGAGAGCCUGACUGGAGGACUUGAACAUGUCCCCUCAUCCUCUUCCAUCCAUAAUGGAGACAUGGAAAAGAUCUUACUGGAUGCCCAGCAUGAAUCCAGUCCCAGUGGGUCCUCCUGUAAUAGUCCUCCAAGACCCCACAGUCCUGAGCAUGAUGAAGGCCUGAUUACCUUUGAUGUGGAGAUGCCCAGUGAGAAAGAUUGCCAGUCAGAGGAUGACAGUCUGGAGAAGGACAAAGAGGAUGACAUGGUUACAGGGGAGAGCUGGGUGGCAGAUUGGUCUAGCCGACCUGAAAAUAUUCCUCCCAAGGAGUUCCAGUUCCGGCACCCAAAGCGAUCAGGUCCGGUUUCUCUGAGUAUGAGAAAGACAGGUGCUAUGAAGAAAGGGGGAGUGUUUUCUGCCGAAUUUCUCAAGGUGUUCAUUCCCUCUCUUCUGCUCUCUCACCUCCUUGCCCUGGGAUUAGGGGUCUAUAUUGGGAAGAGGCUGAGCACACCCUCUACCAGCUCAUUUUAAACCCAAACAAAUACCAGUGCCUGAAAUUUCCAUAAGAUCCAGUGGUGGCAAAGUUGUGUCCAAAUAUCUCUAACUUUUAUUGUAUGUUAGACUUUCUCUUUCCUAUUCAUUUUUCCCCCAUGCUCUCAGCUGUCAUGCUGAAAUUCUUUAUGACCUAUUACCAGAAAAUGCUGGGCGGUUUAUUUGCUGCCUUUACCUUGAGUUAAUAUUUUGCUUGCCCUCUAACACUGUGUUGAAUUGAUUGGUUGUAGGUGUUUCAUCUCCCUUGCAUAUUUUGUUGUUAAUUUAAAACAAGCUUUUCCUCUUUUAUGCUAACAUGUAAGGCAAACAGAGAUUGCAUUUGUGAUGCCCCAAACCAUACAACUACUACAACCACCAGCACAUUACCAAACUAUCAUUUCUUUGUGUGCUUGGUAUCUAUGAUAAAGGUGCAAUAGUGUUGUUAUGUUUAGCUUUAUAAAUGGCUAAUGUGCAUUAGGAAGUAGAAUAUUUCGUUUUCUGCUCCCCUCUAGUUUCCAGUGAAACACACAUUCUGUUUUAUGAUGCCAACCAAUUAACUUGUGCCAUCUUUGAAGAAAGUCCACUUCCAGCAUUUUGUAUUAUUCCAAUUCUAGUACUGUGGUCUUAGUUAUCUUUAUCAUCCUUGCAGUGCUAUUUCAGUGCUGUUUCUGAAGUAAUUCUGAAAAGACACUUGUAUUUUAUUGGCUGCUAUUAUAAUUUCCCACAGCACCUUAAAGAUUGAAAUAUGGCAGAAAGGCUUUAAAUAGACUGUUAAUAGCACAUACUUGAACAUUUUGGUUUUAUUGAAAGCUAUCUGCCUUACAUAGCCUUGUGAUUCUUUUGGUUAUCACGAGGUUUGGUAGGGACCACUAACUGAUUUUUCAAUCUAAAUCCAUUUUUGAAAUCUGCUUUUGGUGGAUGUUUUUUGGGGUACAAAGGUAAACAAGGAUAGGCCCUGAUGAUAUGGGAGUACACUGGAAAAAAACUUUUUUUUCCCUUUUUGUAUACAAACAUUAUGUCAAUGAAGUUAUUCUUCCAGACAUCACAAAAAUAGGCAGUGUACAAUAUAAUAGCCUUAUCCAGAUAUAAAUAGAGGGCGGAUUAUAGUAGCAGUGGAACAUUUGCAUGCUUCCCAAUUUGAAGAGAAGUUACACUGCAGUGAUUUACUACAUGCAUACUCAUUUGCCAUGAUGCAUAUCAUUCUGUUAUAGAUGAGGCUUAUAGAAUCUACAUACUAUGCUCCUGAGUGCCAAAGGGUCUCCACUGUGAUGUUUACAUCUGCAAGACCCAACACUGACUAAUUCUAUAGUAAAUCUAGUUCUAAAAGUUAAUGUAGCUCUGUCUAAAGUCUCUUAUCAGCGCAGUUCUGUUGCACACACCAUUUUGGCAUUACAAAAUGUCAUGCAAAACAUUUUAUUGUAACUGCGUAUACAUAAUUUAGAUUUGUGCAGCGUGAAACAUUUCUGUUGUCAUCUGUCGUUUAAAAAUGUGAAGUAGGAUCUUUUUUUCCCUUUCCUCUCAUUUCAGUGUUCAAAGGUACAGUCUGUGAUAUUUCUCCCCUUUUAAAUUCCAUAGUGUCAGUAGGACUAUCUGCUUUAUGGCUGUUAAAAUGUGAACCCAAGCAAGGUUUAUUGAAAAUAUGCUUAAACUUUAACUUAAGUUUACAUUCAUGACAAAACAUCUGGCCUUUGGAUAGGAAUGACUCUAUAAAAAAACAAUAACAUUGCUUAUUGUUAUGGGUAGAUUUAUACAGAUUAAAUCUUACCUCAGACAUUGUCCCCGAGACUUAUUUUAACAAACAUUAAAACGUUUGUGAUUAGCAGGUGGUUCUUUGGGGAACAGGUGAACAAGAGGUAUUUUUUUUUUUUGUGUGUCUAAUAACAGAAGGUUUAGGGUAAACUUAUUAUGUCCCAUAUUGCAUGAUUACAUUUGCUUUGGAAGAAAAGAAGAAAAGUUGAUCCAUGAGUGGGACAAAUAACUGUGAAUGAAAAAAGUAGCAUGUUACAGCAAGAUAAACUAAGCCUAAUUUGUCUGUAAAGGAUAGAUUUUCUAUAAUGUUCAUUCUACUCGCAUUCUAUUGAGCUUUUUGUUUGCUUGAUUGUUUUUUCAUCUUUGUUUGCUUGUUUUUGUGUUUUUUUGUUUUUGUUUUUUUUUUGACCAUGAGAGAAUGACUGAAAUGUGUUGUUUGGGGCAGGGCCCUCAUGUUGUGGUUUGUUUUUCAUUUGAGUGUUGGAAGUGAUUAAGCAGAAACAUUAAUUUGUUUAACGUUCACAUAUUGGAACUUAAGAAAUCUUACAUUAAAAGUCCCAAUUACACUCCAA